CCGUUUUGCUUGCCGCUGCCUGCGCCCACCCCGCUUGUCCGUCAGCUCCUUUAGCCUCACCGCGCGUACGUCUGCGACUCUGACGCUCAGAAGAGUCUUGCUGCGCGCUUUUAUUACCAUCUACCACUCGACUUGUUAGGCCAUAAUGGCGACUUCUACUUUCACGCGCCAGCCGUUCGGCGACAUUACGUCGUCGCGCCGCCAGGCCCUCGGCAGCUCCAAGAACAGGCAGAACGCCCUCUCGCCCAGCUCUCCCAGUUUUGCGUGCCCGCUGAAGCCCAGCGCGGCGACGCCCAGCGGCAAGCGCCAGCGCGAGCCGGACAUGUUCGAGGACGAGGACAGCGAGAAUGUCGCGCCGGCCGCCAGUUCCCCGCCCAAGAAGUCGCGCACCAGCAGCGACUCGGUCGCAAAGCCCGCGCGCUUCGCCCUGGUCGCGUCGCCCACCGGUUCCCGCGCGGCCCCGCUCACCGCCUCUCCAGCCUCCUCCAUUUCCUCGUCCCGGACGUCCGUCUCCUCUCCCAGCACCACGCGCUCCACGCCCAUCAGCCACUCCCGCGGGUCACCCAAGAACAAGCGCCUCAGCGCCAUCUCCAAGCGCCGCUCCUCCACCUCGCCCUUCCGCCGCGUCGACCCGCCCUCCUUUUCUCCCGCGGGCCUGCCCUUCUCCAUCGACGCCGCCCUGAGCGGCACCCUGGCUCCCUCCCCCCAGCCCAGCACCCCCACCCUCACCGUAACCCCCGCCCCGGCCCCGGCACCCACCCCCGCCGCCGCGCUCGACGACUCAAUGCCGCAAGCCUGGUUCUUUGCCAUCCACGAGGACACGCCCGAGCAGGAAUCCGCAAACCUCAUGGAGCACUCCGCGUCCGUCCUCGACAUCAGCAGCGACGCCGACGCCGCGCAGAAAGCCGCCCGCGACGACGCCGCCCGCGGCAAGGAGAACAUCCCGCCGCCGGACUUUCUGCUCGCGCAGGCCCGCAGCGCGCUCGUGCAGACGCUGGACGACGGCGAGGAGACGGAGAUCGAGGACGCAAAGCCCAUUGUCAAGAGCAAGCGGCGCGCACGCCGCGCCGCCGAGGCCAUGGACGAAGACCGCCGUCCCCUGGGCGACCUGCCGCCCGCAGACUUCUACGCCGCGGGGUGCACGGCGGCGUCGUACGUCACAGUGGACGCCGGGAUUGAGCGCCCGUCGCGGUUAUCCAAGGAAGUCGAGAUCGAGGUGUGCGCGGACGAGGACGCGGACGAGAAUGAAGUCGACACCGAGAACACGCAGCCCGUGAAGAAGCCCGUCGCGCCGCUGCAGCCGCGCAGCAAAGCCCUGCAGCGACCAACAAGGGCGAGCAGGCAAGACCACGCCAGACCGCAGUCCCCGCCGCCACCCGCGCAGCCAUAACGCGUCUGCGCACUUUGCCGCGAUACAAAUCUUUAUUAAUACUCAUCACGACGCUACGCGCUUACGAUGUCGGCGUUUGGGGGCUGCGGGAUGCUGCUGGGUCGGCGUUUUGCGCUGUUUGUUAGGAUACCUCUUGUUUACCGCUUCGUUGCGUCUUGUUGUUUUGUUCUGUUCGUUGUUUGUGGU
Molecule: messenger RNA, 1576 nt
Organism: Boeremia exigua
Lineage: Eukaryota; Fungi; Ascomycota; Dothideomycetes; Pleosporales; Didymellaceae
Exons: 2
Coding region: 146-1390 (414 amino acids)
Source: RefSeq, a predicted model, not a curated record